CGUCUCCUCGCGGCGCUCCUCCCCUGCUCGCCACCUCCCGCCCUUUUUAAACCACCACCACUACCAAAUUCACUUGCCUCCCCAACACCGCUUGGCCGCUUGGCGCUUGCUGCUGCGGCCCGUCGGUCUAGGCGUCUAGCUAAGCUACCUCGUUAUUUAGGCGACGCUUGCAUAGCCCAGGGCUUUGACACGACGCGACGCCGAUUAAGCGACACGAGGCCAGGUCCCGGUCCCGGUAGCUCGAACGAGGAGCUAAGCAGAGGCGCCGUUCUGCUGGUUGGCUUCUGUGAUGGGGUCGUCCACGGACCACGGUGGCGCCGGUUGGCGGGGCAAGAAGCAGGGGUCGCAGCUGUGGAAGAAGGCGCUGCUGCAUUCCUCCCUCUGCUUCGUCAUGGGCUUCUUCACCGGCUUCGCGCCGUCGUCCGUGUCCGACUGGACGUCCGCGGCGGCGGCGGCGGGCAGCAGCAGCAGCAGCAGCCACGUGGUACGGGCGCUGCCGGCGGGCGGGGCCUUGAACCGGAGCCUGCUGGCGCACGGCGCGGGGCCUGGCUACGACCGGGCAGCGUCUCCGCGCCCGCUCCUGGUGGUCGUCACGACGACGGAGUCGACGCCCGUGGCGUCCGGCGAGCGGGCCGCCGCGCUGACGCGGACGGCGCACGCGCUGCGGCUGGUGGCGCCGCCGCUGCUGUGGGUGGUCGUGGAGGCCGCCCCGGACGCGCCGGCCACGGCGCGGCAGCUGCGCGCCACGGGGCUCAUGUACCGCCACCUGACGUACAGGGACAACUUCACCGCCGCGGGCGCGGGCAAGGAGCGCCACCACCAGCGCAACGUGGCGCUCGGGCACGUCGAGCACCACCGCCUCGCCGGCGUCGUCCUCUUCGCGGGCCUCGACGACGUGCUGGACCUCCGCCUCUUCGACCAGAUCAGGGAGAUCAGCGCGUUCGGUGCGUGGCCGGUGGCGACGAUGUGGCGGGACGAGAGGGAGGUCGUCGUGCGGGGCCCCGCGUGCAGCUCGUCCGCGGUCACCGGCUGGUUCUCCCAGGACCUGAGCGACGGCACCGCGGCUGCUGCCUCUACCACCUCCACCGCGAGGGCGAGGCCUUCUGGCGAGGUGGACGUCCACGGCUUCGCCUUCAACAGCUCCGUGCUCUGGGACCCCGAGCGCUGGGGCCGCUACCCGACCUCCGAGCCCGACAAGUCCCAGGACUCCACGAAGUUCGUCCAGCAAGUGGUUCUGGAAGAUCUUAGCAAGGUGAAGGGCAUUCCUUCCGAUUGUUCAGAGGUCAUGGUAUGGCACGUCGAUACGGCCGCGCCUUCUCCCUCGUCUCCGCAGAACAAGAGGAGAUAGAGAGCUGAACACCAUAGAAGAGAACGGACGAGCCUGGAGGACGGCCGGAGUGGUGUACACUGUACAUGCAUGGCUACACCACUGAGAUGCUGAUUGUCCUCCUAGCUAGUUGCAAAGAAGGAAAAUUUUUGGUUUUCUCACCGGAGGAUGGAUCCACCUCUGACCCCCCCCCCCCCCCCCCCCCCUCCAUCAUAAUGUGCGAUUUUCUGCUAUUCUUUUUUUUCCUUAAAAAUGUGAUAUAUGUAUAUUUUCCCUUUUCUUUUUACUCAAGUGGGUUUAGGUGAAUACAAACAUAAUAACCCCUUGAAGUGUUUCUCAAGGAUGUAAUGGAUAGAUGGCAAGCUAAAAAAGAUCAACUUAACAA
Messenger RNA from Zea mays, 1712 nucleotides. RefSeq lists its product as uncharacterized. Gene Ontology annotation, cellular component: Golgi membrane. Gene Ontology annotation, biological process: plant-type secondary cell wall biogenesis; glucuronoxylan biosynthetic process. The record is from RefSeq and is marked validated. Lineage: Eukaryota; Viridiplantae; Streptophyta; Magnoliopsida; Poales; Poaceae. Gene Ontology annotation, molecular function: galactosylgalactosylxylosylprotein 3-beta-glucuronosyltransferase activity; xylosyltransferase activity.